This is a messenger RNA of Pangasianodon hypophthalmus (striped catfish), 3085 nucleotides long. It is a transcript of the gene stpg2, whose product is annotated as sperm-tail PG-rich repeat containing 2. Bases 1416 to 3065 code for a protein of 549 amino acids. The transcript has 13 exons. The record is from RefSeq and is a predicted model, not a curated record. NCBI's taxonomy places the organism in Eukaryota, Metazoa, Chordata, Actinopteri, Siluriformes, Pangasiidae.
CAUCACAUCUUUUCAACUCCCUGCUUGUGCUACGUCACGUUCAGGGGAAAGCGUUGUCUGCCCUCUUCUGCAUACAUGAGCAAACUGACCCCCAUGAUUGGCUAGUGUUGCUGUGAGACAGCGUAUGCCCCUCCCACCCAGCAUGGGAACUUUUGCUCCCAGUCAUGAAUGGCUCAUUGUUGGGAUUCGAACUAGCGACCUCCUGACUAUAGCCUGAAAAAAGGUGUUCAUUUUUUACCCUACCAACUGUUCUUUUAUUCUGUGUGCCAGAUAGUCAAGUCCUGGUCACUGUAUACCUCCGAAGCACAAAUGACCCAGAAUUCAUUGCUGCAGUCUGUCAGUUUCCUGUUUCAGAGUGGAGGAUAAAGCGGUUUGUGUGCGUAAACAGGAGCAGUGUUUUAGAAUAUAGUACAUUUACGAUCUACUCACUUUUUCCUCAGUUGAUUACUGUUACAUCACAGAUUUCUCGCCACUGAGAUUCACCAAGAACUUUGCCGUGAAGAUCAGCAGCACACUGCUUUAUGGAGCCAGGACAGUGUUGGGCUAACGUCUGGUCUCUGUGACUGGCCCGAUGGCGAUGAGUGGUGCUGGGUACAGAACUGUGUGUUUUGGUGUGAAAUGUUAAACAUGGAUUUGUCUCAGACCCUGACUAUGCGAGCAGGAAUAUUUUUUCAAACGUUUUCAGACUUCUAUUAAAAAAAUCCAUCCACACAGUCUGUGUGAAAAUGCUCACAGGGUUGCCAGUGCAGUGAUAGUUUAAAGUGUAAGUGCAGCUUAAAUGGAGCAUCGGCUGACUGCAAGUCUCAAAUACAGUGUUGUUAUUUAAUAUGUAAAAUAGUACAUUGUAGUUGUAUAGUUUUCAGAGGAAUAUUCAUUUUACUGUUGUCAUGAAAAGACCCAUUUUCUAGAUAGCUGACAUGUUAUUUUAACAAAAGUAAUAUAAGUAUAGUAGCAAAAAUAUUGUAAAUACACUCACUGCCCACUUUAAUAGGAACACUUGUACACCUGUACAUUCAUGCAGUUAUCUAAUCAGCCAAUCAUGUGGCAGGUAAUUUUUCAGGUAAUUUUUCCCCAUUCUGAUGUUUGAUAUGAAAAUUAACUGAAGCUCUUGACCUGCAUGAUUUUGUGCAUUGUGCUGCCACAUGAUUGGCUGACUGGAUAACUGCAUGAAUGUACAGGUGUUCCUAAUAAAGUGGACAGAGGGUGUAUAAGCAGCAGUUAACAUUUACACUUAACACAAGCUUUUUUGAAGGAAAAAAAUUGCUUCUUUCUCAGACAUUUGCAGUAACUGCACUCAUCCUGCCAGUGCAGUUGGUUUAAAAAGGAGAUGAACAUCCCAGGCUCCUGAAGUGCUGGCUCAUACAUCACUGUGGAGCUGAGUUAGUGUGAGCUGCCUGGCUUUAUAUCAGAUCAACAUGAGCAGCAGACCAGAAACACUGCAGAGAGGUCUGAGGCUGUUUACAGGUUCCGGCAGAGCAGGACAUGGCUCUGAUACAGAACUGUCCACAGCUUCAGAGUCCUUCGCUCCGUUCCUGUCUCUGUCCUCCAGGCACUCUGUGUUUGACAGGUUGGACAGUGAGCAGUGUUCUCCUGGACCGGCUCAUUAUAACGGAGUCCGUACCUGGGCUCCAGUUCCCGGCGGUCAUUCACUGCAGAGCCGCUCCAGGCGUUUUGAAGAGGUUGAGUCAAAUAUUCCAGGACCAGGAACGUAUGAUGUCAUCCAGCCAUGCGGGAAGAAGCUCCACCCACCCCCCACCCCAUACAGGGGCAUUAAGUGUGUGAGGUCGUUGUUCCACUCCACUCCCUCCAUCCCGUCUCCCAGUCAGGCAUUUGGUUACGAGGAGAACGAGCAGGGGGAGCUGUGCAUGCAGAAACCACCCAGAACCGACCAGAGCCUUGGCCCUGCCUACUACAGCCCCAUUCAGGUAGAUCCGAUGUAUAAAGGAAUCCAAUUUGGCCGAAUGACAGGGAAAAGAACAGAGAUGAAGGUGGUGGAAGGACCUGGACCAGGACAGUAUCAUCCAGAGGAAGAUCACUCUGUGUGCUAUGAGAAUGUGAAUUUGAAGCGAGAGCUGAAAAGUCAAGCUGAGUUGCAGAUUCCUCGGUAUCAUGAACUCCUUACACUGCAGGCAAACAAGCAGGGUGUUCCUGGUCCUGGUCAGUAUGAUGUUAAAGGACAAUUUGAGAAGUCAAAUGGAGUCACUGUCUCCAGACCAGCGUUUAUGUCACACACACCGAGGUUCUGCUCAGUGAAGAAUGUGGCGCCCCCUGUGGGUUCCUAUAAUGAUCCUCGCUGUGCUCUUGAGGGUCUGAAGAAAUGCAGUGGAGUGAAGAAAAGUCCUUUUAACAUUACUGCAGCUCGAUUCAUUCCUGAAAACAGAAAAAACACCACGCCAGGCCCGGGAGCAUAUAACGUGUUUGAUUAUGGUCUGGCAAGUGAGAGUCUGAAGAAAGCACAUUUGGAGGGCAAGAGGACGGGCGGCUUUGGCUCAACAGCCAAGAGAACCACAAUCUUUAUCAGUAGAACCACAGAACCAGGACCAACAAACUAUAUGGUGGAGAAAAAAAGUGAGGAGUUUUACAAGCAACAGCCUACAGCAGUCUUUAAAUCAGCCAUGGAGAGACUCCCUGCACCUCUGGUUGCUAAGGACACACCUUCUCCAAGCUCAUACAAUGUGCAGGAAGCAUACGAUAAAAUGUAUGGACAGGGACAACGUGGUGAACCUCGCACAAAAGCAGCACGAAAACGCCAGAGCUGUUUCUUAAGCACUGCCCCCCGAAGCGCCUCCUUCCAAUACGAUCACCAUUUACCAGGCCCAGGUCACUACAGUCCAGACAUUAAGUCUAGCCAAAAGUUUGCUCUCAUUGGCUCUAAUGAGGAUCGAUUUAAACAACCUAAAGACACAGCACCUGGACCAGGAGCAUACAUGCUGAGUCCUACGUUUUCAGAGACUUUACUCAAGCGUUCCUUCAAUGUGACCCUCCAAAACCCUAUGAUGUUGCAUGCUUUGGCUCCACCCCCUCAGCAGGCAAUGGAGGCGAGUCUUUCCUUCACCACUGCUUAAAUACACAGUCAGGGUCAAAG